Messenger RNA from Sclerotinia sclerotiorum 1980 UF-70, 906 nucleotides. RefSeq lists its product as hypothetical. The transcript is spliced from 2 exons. NCBI's taxonomy places the organism in Eukaryota, Fungi, Ascomycota, Leotiomycetes, Helotiales, Sclerotiniaceae. The coding region runs from base 1 to 906 and encodes 301 amino acids. The record is from RefSeq and is a predicted model, not a curated record.
AUGUCUUCUGCAGAGGAUUACGCUGCCGCUUCUGGUAAUCCAUCUGGUGAAAACCCAGGCGAUAUCGAGAUGGGUGAAAAUGCACCCGGUGCCGUCGUAAUUGAAAUCGACGCGUCAGCCGGCACAGAAAUUGACACCAAUCUGCCCGAAGAAGAUGAAGAAGCUUCUGGGCCCGAGCUCCAGGAAACAGCUAUGGAAGAUAUGCCAGCGCGAGUUACCUAUAUUGAUUAUUUGAAGAGUCCAAUUAUUGGGUUAUUGGUUGGUCAGGGUGAUGAACAAGCUCUUUUACAUGCACAUCAGGCACUUUUGUGCAAGAGUCCAUGGUUCGAAGAAGCAUGUGGAAAAUUCAGCGAUGAUGUUAGUGAAAAGCGCAUUGAUUUAAUCGACGAGGAUUUAGAUGCCGUAGGCUGUUUCCUCGAGUACCUCUACACCAACGAUUACUUCCCGCGCAAAAUUCCCGGAUCGCGAGAUUUAGAACAUGAUCCUGCUAUGCCGGAUGUUGAUGAGUCAGGUGAUCAAUUACUUAAACAUGCGCGCGUGUAUACCUUGGCGGAAAUGCUGCAACUUCCGAGUUUGAAGUGUUUGGCCAGUAGCAAGAUUCAUUGCAUUAAUAGUACGGCGAAGGGAGAGAUUGCUUAUGCGAGAUAUGUGUAUGCGCAUACGCAAAAGGAUGAUCAGACGAUUAGGGCGCCGGUGGCGAAUUUUUGGGCGACGAGGAGUCAUACUUUGAGGAGUGAGGCGGAGACGGAAUUUAGGGAGAUGUGUUUGGAGUUUCCACAGUUUGGUUAUGAUGUUUUGACACGUGUACUGGACGAAAAGCUCAAGAGGGAAAAGAACGAAAAAAUGCAUCCAUCACAUGGUACACCGGGCAGCUCACGAAAGAGAUCUCGUCAAAGUGGAAUUUAA